Sphaeroforma arctica JP610 is the source of this 7831-nucleotide messenger RNA. RefSeq lists its product as hypothetical. The coding region runs from base 1 to 7548 and encodes 2515 amino acids. The record is from RefSeq and is a predicted model, not a curated record. Lineage: Eukaryota; Ichthyosporea; Ichthyophonida. The transcript has 6 exons.
AUGGUAUGCUCAAAAUCUGUCGAUUACAAAGACCACAUCAAGCGUGCAAAUACGUUUAAGCGAUGGCCAUUCGCAGAGGGGACUUCUGUAUCGGCAAGCCGAAUGGUGGAGGCUGGAUUCUACCACCCUCCGCGCACUAUACUCAACAACGCUACCUGCUUCUCAUGCAAGAAGAACUUGGCCGAUUGGGAGGAGGAAGAUGAUCCCAUCUCUGAGCAUAAGCGUGGCACUAGUGAGUGCUUCUUUCUGUCGAUGCGUUCGUUGCGGAAUCGGAUGAAUUCGUUUACUUCACAAUGGCCACACCCAACAAAGGACUACGGACCUACCCCGGAGAGUCUGUCCCUGAACGGGUUUGUUUACCGCCCAGAGUAUGGCGAGGACUACUGCGAGUGCUUCAUGUGUGGAGUGGGUCUAGAUGGCUGGGAGAAGGACGACGUACCAUCACAGGAGCACAUUAAGCGGAACAAAUCGUGUCCGUGCAAUGUGCGUUUGAUUUCUGAUCCGGCAUGUGCAGAUAUACGCGCCCCGGUAGUCCAGGUGCCUGUAGUGGACACUGCUUGUGUCGGUGCAUUGAAACUUGAGCCCCAGCCCGAAAUCAGAGCCGGUUCGAAGCUCACGGGCCGUUCGAAGUCGCGGACGAAAGGUACGAAAUCUCGCGCGAAGCUGACGAGUGCCAGAAGCAGGAGCAAGGUGUUAGCUAAAGAUAGCGACAAGUUGUUGGCUGUGGGGAUACAAGACGAUCUCUCAGAGACCCCAGCCGGAUCUACGGCUACCAAGAGCGCGUAUACCGCGCCUACGCCUUCGCCGGCUGUGAUGAGUGUGUCGGAAACGUCCGCUGAAGCGAGUAGCGAGGCGUGUGAGAACGCACCAAAGAAGGUUAGUACUGUAGCUACGAAGAAGGUCUAUCCUUACACAGAUACCUCGGGUCAAUCGGGCAAGAAAAGGCGUAAGCGGAGGUUAACGAGGUCCAUGUCUGUGAGAUACGCACACAUGGAGAUGAGUGCAGCCAGCCCUAGCGGCACUACUACUACGGAGGGUAUGGGAGAAGAGCCUAUCACCAGUGUGGUUGCAAAAGCACAGGACGCAGAGUCUGGUAACAGCGUAGAUCCGCACAAACAGGAAAAUAUGCCCGAGAUGAGGGUAGGCCAAACUGCUGAAGGAGUACAAAUUGCGGAGAAUGCCAUAUAUGAAGAUCCUAGUGUAGAUGCGCAAUUGCAUACAAAGCACACGCCCUCGAGUGUUCCUGGGCGCGAGUUGCAACCAAGUGUACCACAGUCUACCCAAUCGAGCUCGUUAUUGCCACAGAAGCUAAAUCGGGAUGUAGAAAUGCCGUCAGAACUCGCUAAAGAAAUGCACCCAUCACCGGUAAAGGAGCACCACACCGAAGUAUCAGUGCAAGUGCCGAAACUAACGCGCGCAAGAUCUGUCAGAUCGCAUCGCUCGUCACUCGCCCGUGCACCGAGCCGGUCGGAGGUGGUACCGGCAAGUGAUGCGAACAUAUCGACGGAAGUUUGUCAGUCUACUGCUACUUUGAAUUCAGGAGAGGGUAUGCAGUCUGGGGCCAAGCCGUUUCUGAAAGAUGGUAAAAGUUUAGAGGCCGAUAAGGGAGAUACGAGAUCCUCUCUUUCAAGCUCAGAGAAUCAGCAUGAAAAGGUAGAGCAGGAUGCUAAGGCAGGUAGCGUACCGAUCUUUGCGGAGGUAGAUAACGUAGGGACAGACAGGGAUACAGUACUGGGUGAUCAGCAACAAACUGCAGCAGAAAAGCCAUCGCCAGCACAAAGGCAGUCAGCAGAGAGAAUGGCUGUCGAAGCUCCACAUAUUUGCCUUCCAAACGCAUCUUUAGACGGGCAAUUGCAGAAUUCUUCACAACAACGUAGUACCAAAUUAUCGGGUGAGGCUCCUGACGAAGAGGCCGUGGCGGUGGAUAACCAUAGGUUAAUUGCUGCGGGAACACGUGACGCACACUCGGUACCAAAUGCAACAACCACAGAAAUGGACGAUGACCCUAGCAGUACGCAAUGGAAUUGUAUGCGAGGCCAACAUAUUGAAAUGGGUGCAAACAAGAACUCUAUGGCUAUAGGCAAGGCCAAAGCACCAAGCAGGUCACGGACGAUGUUGCGGACAAGUCUAUCUGUCACAGAGCCAUCUCGCACAGAUACAACAGGCGGACGUCACUCUGCACCCGCCCUACAAUGGCCCGAAGAAGAUCAAUCGGAACUAAACACGCGUGUGCCCAUCAGACGAGCGCGGCAGAACAUCUCCGAUGGGUCGGCUAGCACUAUAAGCCGGCGUGCGCGUGCGCUGUCUGGGAUCAAGGCAGAUGCCGCAAUACGUGGAGCGACGUUGGGGCUGGGCGACACGAAACUCGGGAAAAGAGUGUCACGUUCACAUUCGCAGUCACCGCAUCCCUAUGCCGAUGGUAGUGGAACGGGUAGUGGUACUCACACACAGAAGGCUCUCAGUGAGGGGCGUGGGAAGUAUAUGAGGGAUGUUGGUCCCAACAAUAGCGGUGACUCGCAGACGAAGACCUUUGCGCAGAGCUAUAGGCACAGUACCAAUACGAGUGGCCAAGGAUUUCGCUCAUCACCAGUAAAGAGGGUACGAACACCCGGCAGUACGCGUGCAAUUAAGAUGGCCAUGGCUGGCAGACCACAUACAAGACGAGCAUCGCUGGAAAAUACCAUGGAUAAAAUACGUGCGAUGGCUCCACUGUCCAAAGUUGGACGAAGGGAGCAGUUUGGAGAAAGUGAUGGAGAAUCGUCAGUACAGCGCACAUUAGCAACAGGUGAUAGGCCGAUCGUACAACCUAUGGUUGAAGAGUUUCCGGAAGUGCGAGACAUAGAUGUGGAGGCUUUCACAAAUGGGCAGGAGAUAUCGGGACAAGUGAGGAAACAAGGAGUGGGUGAGAACCUUUCUGAGAGGGUAUCAGGCUCCCCAGAAGCAGACUCGAGCGGUCGGAAGCAAAGGAACGUCCCUAGAACUAAAGAGUGCAGCAGAGGGAGAGAGACGGAGACAAGAAAACAAACUAAAAGCGAGGUUGGCUCACAAGAAUUCAAACGACUCUCUGAACACGGUGUAGGCGUGCAAGAACCCAUUCCACAACGUGAGGAAGCACUCACAAAAUCGGGGCAGGAUCGGUCUAAAAAAUCAGGUCAUAAACGGUCCAGGAGCACUGGAACAGACGUCGACUCAGAUGCCUCAAGUGCUGCGAUGAAGGGCGGGGCUAAUACAAGAGCAAAGCGACAGAGACCUAGUCGUAGCACUUCUCUGAAUAGAGCUGUGCCGAAGCGUACACGCUCGACCAGGAACAACCCUGACCCAAUAUCCAUACAAGUGCCAGUUGCAGCACCGAGAAGUGCGACUGAGGACUCUGAUGUUGCGUCACACAGCCUACAUAAAUAUAAUACAGAUGACGAGUCGUAUGCAAAGAAGAGACGGGAGAGGGUUGCAAAUGACAGUACAAGUGCACAGGAAACUCUCAGUACUGAAGUGGCGCUCUCAGCAACUGGUGGUAUGAGGCGCAAUCGGAGGACUGGCAGCGAGCUAGCUGUUGGUGGUGCGAAUCUCGCCACGGGCACACAACCAGAUUCCGAGAAGCAUAGCAGGAAGGUGGCUAAAGCAAAGAACAGGCCGAAACCGAAGCCUCGGGCAAGAUCAACACUGUCGGUAUCAUCCCUACAGCCUAUAACAGCGGGGCUAUCUCAGAGACACACAUCUCUUUCGGAAGGAAACGCGGCAGUACGAACGCUGGUGGGUGUUGUCUCUCGCGACUAUAGGUUUGAGAGUGAAAGUACGGGGGAUACGGAUCAAGGAUCCGAAGUGUCAGAAGCGAGGGCUGACGCUCUUCCCGUGGCCGAAAAAUGUGAGCAUGUUGAUAAACAGAGGAAGUUAAAUGUGCAACGUGGUGACCAGGGGAUCGGGAGUCGUGUCGAGAGUCUUGAAGCCUGUGAAAGGAAAAAUGAGAGUAUGAAUAUCGAUGAUAUAUCUGGUGGCCAAACAAGAAUAACCACGAGUGACAAAUCAGUAGAGGCAAUCCACGCUAGACAAGGUAGAACUACGAGUACACACUCAAGAGCCACGAUGUCACCCAACACGCGCUUAAGCGAUGGCCACAACGUGAGUGACUUAUCUGUGGACAGCGUAGGCCGAGACAAUCCGAGGGGGAAGCGUGCGACGUCAAGGCCGCAACGGUCCAGGUCUAGUACUAAGCGCUCUUGGUGGAAGUGUGCAUCUGAGAAACCCACUAACAACGGUACACUCUCAUUGCUGACUGAUACACAACAGCCAAAUGCCACUAUAGACGCAGGCGUGAAACUUGCCACGAAGCCUAAAGCAAAGGCCCGACCACGGCGAAGUGGUUCGCGACAACAGAAAGGGGUGGCGGUGGGUACAGCGAUGGGGGUAGGUGCAACGGAGGUGGCAGAAAGUGGUGAUGCGAGAGUAGGCGUUGCAAAGCCCAAAUCUGAUGAUGAUGUAGAUCCGACAAUAUCGCACAAGUCCUCUGACGGACAGACAUCUGACAGUAUAGCUCGUUCUCAGGCUUUAAGGGUCAGCGGUGGGCCGAAGGCAGCUAUGCGGCCAGGAGCAAGCUCUAAGAAAACUCAACCGGGAGAUGAGCACAGGUCUGCCGCUGCUAUGCACGUGUCAGCAAAUAUCGGGGAUACCGAAAGGACGCUCACACUUGAGGAAGCCGCAAUGCUGGGCAUCAGCGAUAGUGAAGAUGAGGCUAUUGUGCAUUCCAGGGGUGGUGCGAGGGUUGGUCCGAUGAAAAUGGGAAAUGCACAGCGAGCUGAACGAUACAUUGAGACUGCGGAUGUGUCUGUGGAUGUCACUUUGCCUGGAGAGGUCCAGGCAGAUACAAACUCGCGUGGUUUAUUAGAGCACAGGGAAGGAGACUUAGAAGUAGAGUGUGUGCUCACGGAUAAGAAGUCCACCAUUGCGGGACCAGAUAAUACAAGGGAGGUCAGGGAGUUGGUUGAUAGGAAGAAUACAGAAGGACCACGUAAGCAACCACUGCUGCCACCAUCAUCAGGUAACGGUCUGGAGCCGCCCAAGGUGCCUCAGGAACUAGAUGAAAGGGGAACGAAAGCCCAUAGUCCGGAUGUAGUGUCGUUACCAGCUCAACCACCGCACACAACUGAAGUGCCUGUUCAAGUGUCAGAGCUAACACAACGUCAAGCUGCGAGUACGCAGCCGCGUUCCAAACUGACUGCUCGUCCACGACCGAAACCGAGACCCCGCCCUAAACCAAUAGGUGUAAUAGAGAGUCUAGGUAAGCAGGGUCAAGAUAAUAAGCUUUGCGAGCAAAAUAAUGCGACACGCCCUAAGCCAAUCGGAGUGAGAGAAGAUUUAAGCGAUCAAAGUCGAGAAGGUAAAGCUGGCGGGCAAGAUAUAUCGUUACGCCAUGAACCGGAGGGAGUGAGUGAAGGUCCAGGCGAUCCAAGUCGAGAACGUAAGGCUGGCACGUCAGUAAGCAAAUCACACAGUUCGGUACCACAACACACACGCAUGUCUGGCGCGCACUCGAAGGAUUUGGGCGGUAUUGCAGACCCAGCAAUGGCAUCUACAUGCAUGUCUGGAGGUUCGGAUGUAGCAGAAAGUGAGGCUACGUCAAACGCAGCCGAAGAUGCAAGAGUGAUAGAGCCCGUGAAUGCAGAGUCCAUGGUCAGUGGGGUAAGAAACAGUCAAAGCAAGGCAAACAGGCAUGAGCCUAAGGACACGAGCCCAGAGAGACAGACUGCACAACACCUGCACGUGAGAAACGACAGAAGUCGCUUUGACUGCCAUUCGGAGGGAGAAGCAAACUCUAUUGGUACAUUAAAUAAGGGCACACGUGUACAAGCAUCGAAUACCAUUCCAUCAGAUACUGUGACUCGUGUUCAGGCAUCCAAGGCUUCUGUACCAGGGCGGCGGCCAGCAGCUUUUGGUACGUCGGCGUAUCGGAAGCAACCCAUCGACUCGUUCUCCACCAAACACGCGCUUCGGUUUAAGUCCAAGAUGCACGGGAAUGGGUCGGAUGUCAAGCCUCACCAACGGUUAGAGCCCACACGCUCAAGCACACGUAUACGUACAAAUGUGGAGGGCAACCCCGGAAAGGAGCGCCUGCGUUCCGGGAUCGGUCUGAACUCGAGCUCGGACUCGUUGACCGUCGCAUACACACAGUCCAACCCACUGUCGUCAUCGGCCGGCACAAGAUCCGGUGGAAAGCCACUCACACGCGCACGCUCGCAUACCCAGCCGCUUACACGCACACGAUCGCACACACGGUCGCAGUCGCGUGGGCUGUCUGAGACGGAAGGACGCCCUGAGGGUAGUGGCGAGAUGGGCCGUGGUUCAAGGUCCAGAGCCAAGCGUAUGCGGACAAGCCGUGCUUUCGGGAAGGUUGCUGCCUCGUCUGGCGAGUCUAUGGAUAUGAGUCUAAGUGAUGGCAGCAGUGUAUCUAAUCAGGCGGUUGGGCCAGUUGCCACGGAGAAGGGGAGAGGAGACUUAAGUGGGGUGGGAGGCCAGGUAUCGAAUACAGGGUGUGAUAAGAUAGUACAGGAGGUAUCUACUGCUGGUAUGGAUAUGGAUGUGUCUGCUGGUGGACGUUGUCGGGAAGAGAGUGGCGCAACAGACAGGGGAGCAGCAAGUGUAUACGAGCCUCUGACCAUGGAGGUAGCAUCAAUGGAAGAGAGUGUUAGUCGUGCUGACGUAGAAGUAUCAGGGAAUGGGAAACGAACGAAGGAAACAGCACAACAUGGCACUACACACACCAAUAUAGUUCGCAAAGAGCCGGGAAUAGCGAGUAGACAAAUGGACACAAUACAUUCGCAACCGGAAAUCAUGGCUACCCAAUCGGAGAAUAUAGAUACACGAUUGAGGAUAGCAAAUACUCAACCAGCAAUGACAAAGGCACAACUCGAGUUACCAAAUACACCAUCCGGAACGUCUACUAUUUCAGACAAUCACGGUUCAACCACUAUUGAAAAAGCGGGAAUUUGCGAACAAGAACUACAGAAAGCAGAUCAAUCCCCACUCUCACUUUCAGAAUCACGCACAAGGACAUCCAAGUCGCUGAGUCGUAUGGACAAACCAUGUCUCAAUAGUAAGGCUCCGCAAGUAUUGUCAGGCACUGACACAACGGCGAGUAUAGAGGCACAGACGCUCGUCACAGCACGCUAUCACGAUAUUCCAAUGGCGACACAUCCACAGGUGGAUGCACCCCCGAACACUUCUGUAAGUCUAAAUGCGAGUGUGGACGUGCUUGUGCGGGCCGAGGGGACUGCCCUAGUGCGUGCAUGUGAGCGCAGAGUUGACACAGGAAAGGAGGAUAGAGCGACAGCAAAGGGGAUUCGCACACGACUCUCCGAUACGUUCGUUUGCGCCAUUAGCCCGGGCUGCCAAGAAACGUCACCUGGAUUACAAAUCGACACCUCCGCAUCUGUAGAGACCUUCCUGAAAGCCCAGUGCGACGUAUGGGUGCAGAAAAUACACGAACGGGCCAACAGGCACAUCGCCGUGUUCCAAGAGGAGGCUGCGCGCGUACGACAGUCCCACUUUGCGGCAUAGGCGCACCGUUGUAUCGACUGGGCUGCAAUUAGUAUAUUCAUCAGACGAAUGCAAAUGGAAGUCUGUACGAAUUGUACUUCGAAAGUAUCGUAAAGGUACAGCAAUGGAUUCGGAUCGUAGCAAGCAGUAGACAUAUCUCUGUGGAAUCGAUUUAUACGCUUGGCGUUGAGGUGGAGAUACAGUGCAGAUUUACCUACCCCAGUCUAGACUGGUUUAUUAGUAGCCUUGGCUUGUCUAUUAGUAGCUUUGACUGGCCGAUUGAUAACCUUGACUGGUCUAUUGA